This is a messenger RNA of Marchantia polymorpha subsp. ruderalis, 2566 nucleotides long. The record is from the annotation of a GenBank genome assembly. NCBI's taxonomy places the organism in Eukaryota, Viridiplantae, Streptophyta, Marchantiopsida, Marchantiales, Marchantiaceae.
AAAGGAGGAUAUGGAUUCCUUUCUGCAACCUGCUGCAGCUCGUAAUCCAAAUCCAAAAUCUCAGUUCUCACUUGCCUUUGAUAAAACUGAGGCUGCGGCCAUACAAGCACGCCGCAUUGCUCUGCAGUAAGCCUUAGAGUUCAAAGGAGAGUGGUAUCCGGCUCCCACAUGCACGGCAACAAAAAAGGGACGACCUCUGGGGCUGACAACGCUCGACUCUUUCUCAGACUCGCCCUCCAUGUGAGGCCGCUCGGUGUUGUCCUCCACAUCCGGUAUAAUCGAGGAAGCAGGCACGAGGUGUGUCAUCGAAAUUGCACACCUCACUCCACUCUGCUGCCCAGCUUUCUGACAAGUACGAGUCUCUACAUGAACCACCUUUUGAUGAUCCGUCUGGCGGAAGGCGGAGGGCGGACAGUGAUUGAACAGUAUCAAUUAUCAAAUAUCAGAACUCGGUUCUUGACUCUGGAUUCCAUUCAAUUCACGAGGUCGGCCCCUCGUCUGUUCAUCCCACGAUGUCUAGGAGCCAUUGAAAAACAGCUCAAGCUCGAAUUUCAAAACUAGCGCAAUGCAGCUUUCCAGAAGCUGAUCGUCUCAAGAUAAGCAAGAAUUACGUCUGGCAAUGUCUCCUGAAUCCACUCUACCUUCAUUCCUGCAUAUACCUGUCAAGAGGUUCAGCAGGCUAGAUCAUGAGCUUAUGUCCGUCCUGCACCUGCGGUGUCCAGAGUCUCCAGUUUAGGGUUACUCUAAGAAGGCUACAACUUCCUUUGCUAAUGAAGACAACUUGUGCCACUCCCAAAGUGCCUCUGGAGUCGGGCCAUAAAAAGUACGUGCAGGCCGAUGGUACAAAGGACGUAAAUAUCACCAAUUGGUUCGCUCGUCUACAGGUCUGCUGCUGACAGGUGGUGCACGAGCAUCGACGUGAGCAGGAAUAAUUUGCAUAUCGAGAGCGCUUGUAGUGAAUUGAAGAGUCUCGGUAUCAUCAGCUGCAGCGUAUGUGGGUUGUGAGCAGCUGAGCGAUCAUGUGGGCGUUGAAUGCUUUCGUUCUGGUCGCUGUUUUGCAAUUGCUUGGAGCUACUGCUGGUACCCUUGAGGCUUAUCCCUCGAAUCAUCUGGAGACCAGUUCGGGAGCAUCCUGUGAAUUUGCUCAAUUGGCUGGUGCCGUAGACGCAGAUGGUCUUCGCACGCAGAUUGACGAGUUGGCGACUUUCUCGGACACUCCGGCUCCAUCUGUAACUCGCAUACUGUACACGGAGAAUGACAUCUCAGCUAGAACGUACAUCAAGGAUUCCAUGAAAUCAGCGGGCCUCACGGUCAGAGAAGAUGCAAUUGGCAAUAUCUUUGGCCGGUGGCAGGGAACUGAGGAGACUAGUGUCGUUGGAACUGGAUCUCAUGUUGAUGCAAUACCAUAUGCUGGCAAAUACGACGGCGUAGUUGGUGUGUUGGGGGCUAUUGAGGCCAUCCGAGCUUUAAGGAAAGUUGGCUUUACUCCACGGAGAUCACUGGAAGUUAUCAUGUUUACGUCAGAGGAACCUACCCGCUUUGGCUUUGGUUGCCUCGGGAGUCGAGCUAUGGCAGGAAGCAGGAAUAUAUAUGAGAUUCUGGAGGGAGCCAUGGAUAAAGACAACAUAAGUUUUACUGAAGCAGCAAGAACUGCUGGAUAUCUAAAGGAAGGGGAGGACUUGAAAAGUGUGGCAGUGACGAAUGAAACAUACUCUGGCUUUGUCGAAUUGCACAUAGAGCAAGGGCCGACCCUGGAGAAUGAAGGCAUCGCAAUCGGUAUAAUCACAGCCAUUGCAGCCCCAGCAAGUCUAAAGGUGGACUUCAAGGGCGAUGGAGGUCAUGCAGGAGCGGUCUUGAUGCCUUUCAGGAAUGAUGCGGGUCUAGCAGCUGCUGAGCUUGCGGUGGCUGUCGAGCAACAUGUACUAGCAUCAGGAUCAAUCGAAACUGUUGGUACCACAGGAGUAAUGCAGAUUCAUCCCGGAGCUGUGAACAGCAUACCACGAGAGGCGCACCUUGAGAUAGAUGUUCGCGACAUCGAUGAGGAUAGGAGAGACAUGGUGGUGGAGAAAAUACAUCAAUCUGCCAAGGACAUCUCUAACAGGAGAAACGUCGAACUCCAAAGCUUCGACGUCGUGAAUCAAGAUCCUCCUGCUCAAAGUGGUGCCACCAUAGUCGAGGCUGCCACUUCCGCAAGUGCCGAAUUAGGGUUCAAAUCCAAGCACAUGAUCAGCCGAGCAUACCAUGACUCAUUGUUCAUGUCGAGGAUAACGCCGACGGGUAUGAUAUUUAUUCCUUGCCACAAAGGUUACAGUCAUCGACCGGAUGAAUAUUCAUCCAUGGAGGAUAUAGUGAGAGGAGUGCAGGUUUUGGCGCUCACUCUUGCCAAACUCUCUCACAAGUCUUGAAGUUUCUCCGUUUUCCUGUCGUCUGAGUGUCUAUAUGUACAUUCAUGUACAAUGAAAAAUAAAUUAAAAGCUUCCUGCGUUCGACGUUGAGUUCGCCUAUGGAUCAACCACGUUUACUACACCUCAUGUUCAGCCCACAUGGAAAUACUACAAUGCGUGGG